This is a messenger RNA of Microplitis demolitor, 1497 nucleotides long. RefSeq names its product cadherin EGF LAG seven-pass G-type receptor 1. Bases 335 to 1303 code for a protein of 322 amino acids. Gene Ontology annotation, cellular component: membrane. Lineage: Eukaryota; Metazoa; Arthropoda; Insecta; Hymenoptera; Braconidae. The transcript is spliced from 8 exons. Gene Ontology annotation, biological process: cell surface receptor signaling pathway; G protein-coupled receptor signaling pathway. The record is from RefSeq and is a predicted model, not a curated record. Gene Ontology annotation, molecular function: G protein-coupled receptor activity.
GUUGUCACCGUACAAUAUCUUAUAUCCGUAUCAUAAUAUUCGAAAAACAUAUCCGAAAAUUUAUAUGAAAUAUUAUAAAUAUCAAAAAAUAUAAACAAUAAUUAAAUACAACCCAUUUUGCGAAUUAAUACAUAAAUUUGAAAUUUCUACCAACUAUAUCUAUAAUUUCAAUAAAAAACUAUUAAAAUAAUAAAGUCAAACUAUAACUCAGUAAAUUUUUACUGCUGUAAUAAAAUAAAAAUAUGGACAUUAAAAAUUUCAGUGAGCCAUCGAUUACUUUGUUAAGAAUACGUUAAGAAAACAUCUUACUCCAAGGGCAUUUUAAGGUGAGGGUAUGGAUACAUUUUACACCCGCGCUAUUCAUGCUUUCCAUGAACACCGAGGAGUUGUAAAUGGAAUGUCGUCGGGAAUAGCUGCAACUUUGGAUAAAGAUGGUGUGCUCAGUCUCAUUGUUGUCCUUGGAGGAAGUCUUUCCCUUGUUGCGCUUGUUUUCGCUUUUAUAACCUAUAGCCUGUUUUCCGACUUACGAAGUUUGGCGGGAACAACGCUUAUGAAUUUACUGGCUUCUCUGUUUAUGGUGCAACUUCUUUUCAUUAUCGGUGUCGGCGGAGUUCAGGAUUCAGAACUGUGUAUCGCUCUUGGAUUAAGCCUUCAGUACUUGAGAAUAUCAGUAGUUUGUUGGAUAGUUGCUAUGUGUCAUCAUCUUCAUGCGACCAUAGCAUCAGUUCCCGGAUGCGAUGACCAACCAACGUAUCUUAAGUACAGUAUUUUUGCUUGGGGAACACCACUUCUUACUCUCGGAGCGUCUAUACUCGCCCAAACUUAUGAAACCCACGAUUUUUGGAACGUCACAGAUCUAACACCCUUCAACUGUUGGUUCUUAGGUACUAAGGCUACAAUCUACACCUACAGUCUACCAAUCACUCUUCUAAUCCUUAUCUCUGGGUACUAUCUUUUCAAUGCUGCUAUAAUAGCAAGAUAUACUUAUAGUAUGCAGUUGGAAAUAAAGCAACGAGAGAAGAUGAAAAAAAGGCAAACCCUUCAGCUAAUACUUUUCCUGAAGAUCUGCUUAACCAUUGGUUUCAUUGCUGGUUGUGGUGUAGCAGCAAGAGUAUGGAGAAUACCUCUAUUGUGGGCGAUUUUUUGUACCGGACACUCACUCCAGGGUCUCAUCGUAGCGCUAUCCGUAGCUUGCAACUGUAAAAUAUUAAAAGUCUACGCCAGAAAGCGAACGCAGUCUAAACAACAGAUUGCAAAGUCAUCGAGUAUGCAGCUAUUGGCUCCACAUCCUGACCCGGUGUAAAAAUAAUAAAUUCUGUCAAGAAUAAAAAAAAUUUUGAAAAAUUGACCAAAAUUAACAGCGCGAAGUACCCGUGCUAUUUAUCAUCUCGUUUGCAUUUAAAUUGUUUUAGAAGAUACUAAAUUAUAUUUUUACACAAAUUUAUUAUUAUUUAUUUUAUACUCACACAAUUUUUAGUCUAUAUUUUUAAAUCAUAA